Molecule: messenger RNA, 3603 nt
Organism: Boleophthalmus pectinirostris (great blue-spotted mudskipper)
Lineage: Eukaryota; Metazoa; Chordata; Actinopteri; Gobiiformes; Gobiidae
Product: signal transducer and activator of transcription 1-like
Exons: 24
Coding region: 150-2402 (750 amino acids)
Biological process (GO): response to peptide hormone; defense response; regulation of cell population proliferation
Molecular function (GO): DNA-binding transcription factor activity, RNA polymerase II-specific; RNA polymerase II cis-regulatory region sequence-specific DNA binding
Source: RefSeq, a predicted model, not a curated record
CCUCGCCCGAAGCUACAGGUACAGGUACUUUCUGUUUAGAGUUUGUACUUUUUACAGCAUUAUCUUUUAUAUCUUGGCUUAACUUGUAUCAAAGAAGAGGGCUACAGUCCCACUGAACGAGCUAAGACUACUUCUCUUCAAGUGAGACCAUGGCUCAGUGGCAGGAGCUGCUCAAGUUGGACCCUUUGAUGCAGAGCAGAGUUUGUCAAUUGUACGAAGGGAAAUUUCCAAGAGAAAUCCGCCACUGUCUCUGUAACUGGAUAGAAAGUCAAAACUGGGAGUUAAUAGCAUCAGAUGAACCCACAGCCUGGGAGACUCUUCAAGCUCUUGGUUUAAAACUGGACGAACUGAAAAAUGAGUCAGUUCGCAACAGUAAUGUCCUGAUGGGGCCCGACUACUCAGCUAUGAAAGACGUUAUGAUGAAAAACUUUGAAGCUCGUCCAAAGGCUUUGGCUGAGAUCCUCUCUGAAUGCCUGAGGGAGGAAAAGGCCAUCUUGACUUCAUGUUUGAAAGAUCAGAAUUGCAGCACUGAGGAACAAAAUCACAAAGACCUGGACAACAAAGUCAAAGAAUUAAAUAAACAGACUUGGGAAACUGAGAAAGAAAUCAGGUCCUUGGAGGCGCUGAAUGAGAAAUUGGGGUAUAUACAGACGACAUGGGAAAGCCAAUUGGAAAAUGUGAAUGGACUUCCUCAUGAGGUAGUUCAACAGGAGUGUCUGAAACAAGCCAACUUCAUUGUCCAGACACAACAGGUGGUGGUGGACCAAAUUGUGAAAUCAGUAAAUCUUGCCGCCCAGAUCGUUCAGAGGUUGGUUUCCGUGGAGAUCCCUGAAUGGAAAUACAAACAGCAAAUGUCCUGCAUUGGAAAUCCAGUCUGUACCAGUCUGGAGCAUCUGGAGAAAUGGUUCAGUGGUGUGGCAGAGUCUCUUCUGCAGAUCAUCCAACAGUUGAAGAAACUGGAGGAGCAGAGCAGGCCUCAGAUCAACCCGAAGUGCGACUUGUCUCAAGUCAUACAACAAAUCAGCUCAUUCACCAAGAACCUGCUCAUUAAACUCAUGGAGAAUGCACUGGUGGUGGAGAAACAGCCUGUGAUGUCGAGGACUCACAGACCCUGCAUUCUCAAAACUAAAAUUAGGUUUACUGUGGCCCUCAGGUUUUUAGUAAAUUUGCCAAUGUUUAAGACUCUGCUCAAAGUCAAACCUGUAUUUGACAAGGACGUUGAAGAAGUCAGAACUAUAAAAGGGUAUCGUCAAUUUGUGUUCAUGGAAAAUCAAAGUAAAUGGCUGGAUGUUUACACGCCAAAUGGAGGCCUGGUGGCAGAGUUUGAACAUUUGUCUAUCAAGGAAGAAGGAAGUAAAUCAAGAUCAAAGGGAUCAAAUGAGAGUUCCAUUGGUGUUACAGAAGAACUACACAUUAUUAAAUUUGUCACCAAACUUCAAAUGCCUGAAUUGGAGUGUAACAUUGAGGCCAGUUCUCUUCCUGUGGUGGUUGUGUCCAGCACCAAUCAGAUCCCAAGUGCAUGGGCCUCUGUCAUGUGGUACAACCUCCUCUCUGUCACUCAACCCACGACUCUGUCCCUGUUCUUGGACCCUCCUCCUCUGUCCUGGGAGCAGCUGUCCCAGGCUCUGAGCUGGCAGUUCAUUUCAGCUGGAGACAGAGAGCUCAAUCAGGACCAACUUAAUGAACUUAAACUCAAAAUUGUUGAUGAUCCAGAUGAUCUUGUUUACUGGCACAAAUUUGCAAAGAAUGAAGGACCAUGGAUUUGGAUCGAUGGGAUUUUGGAUUUGAUUCAAAAACACUUGAGGGAUAUUUGGAGGGAUGGGUGUAUCAUGGGUUUUGUGAACAAAGUGAAAACCCAUCAGCUCUUACAGAACAAACAGAGUGGGAACUUCCUGCUGCGUUUCAGUGAGAGCAACAGAGAGGGCGCUAUCACCUUCAGCUGGGUCGAACACAGCAACAGAGAAGUGAAUGUACAUGCAGUGGACCCUUAUACAAAGAAGGAGCUGUCAGCCAUGUCUCUCCCCGACAUCAUUUAUCACUACAGUCUGAGAGCUCAGCAGAGCAGCAACCCCCUGGUCUAUCUGUACCCAGACAUACCCAAGGACAAUGUGUUUGGACAAUACUACACUACACAAGAAAACUCAGCACCAAUAAACAAAGAUGGUUAUAUCAACAGAAAACUCGUCGUUGUUUCAGACCGUCCCACUCCUCCCCCAUCUCCACCGAGCGAGGCACAAAUGGAUGUAGACACAGACGGUGUUAAGGGUCCUUGGUCCGUCUCUAGUGAGGAGUGGCAGGAGUUUUUCCCUGAUGCUCUGGACCCUACCAUAGCUCCGAAUCUACCACCUUUUGAACAAAUGUUUCCUUUCCUGACCAGUUUUGACAGCACAAGUGGAUUGUGAUUUCAAAUAUGGAAUUUCUGUCCAAAAUCCUAAUUAUAUUUUUAUACUAAAGUAAACCAAAAGAAAACAUUUUAAAUAAAUACUGUAAGCCUAUAUUAGGUUAUUAUCAAGUAGUAGCCUUAUACUUGGCUGUGUACUUUGUAUACACUGAUAGAAAUUGAUACUGCAGAAAUAUUCCUUAGAGGAGAACUUUUACUCAAGAGCUUUAUUUUAAGACAGUCUAAUCAUAAAGAACCAACUGUUGUAGCUGGAGCUACAGCAGGUGAGCUGAUUUGUACUCUCUCAAAUGACAUUAUACUCACAAGUUACUUGAAGCUAGCUAGCAUUAGUCAACAGUCAAACCAGCCUUUUUGUUGAAAAUCAAACACCUAAACACGACUAUGAAUGUUCAUAUUUUUUCAUAGUUUUUACUCAGGUGUGCAUUGUGUCACCAUGGUAACAGCUGAGCACUGUGUCAUAGACAUACAUGUGGACCUCCCACAUAGUUAAUACUAAUAAUGAUGCACAAUGCUGUCCUCAAAACCACAAUAGACAAUAGAGUAUGUGCAGUUUAUCUUUGUAAACAUGAAUGGAAAGCUUUCCCUGACUGUAAGGAUAAUUGAUUGACAUUGAAACAUUUUUCCAUGUUGCUAGCUGAGGUAAUUUUUAAAUUAUGUAAUUUACUUUUUAUUUAGCUUCUUUACUUUUUCAGAUUAAAAUUUAAAAAAAAUCUAACAUCAAAUGAUUGCCAUGUAUAAGUAAAGAUUUUCAGUCACUUGUCUAAAUAAAUAAAAUUGUCUGGACUAUUUUUUAUCAACAAGAAUUCUAUGUAGUAUACAUAGAGAUACUUAUUAGAGCCACCAGGGGUCAGUAAAGAGAUAAUUUAUCCCAUUUUAGACUGGAAAAUUGGAAACUUUCUUUCACAUAAAUAGUCUUCACUGGUUGUCUUGAUGUUUUAGAGAUGAUUGUAAACUAAUAAAUCUGUAUUAUGUGAGGUAAUGUCUAUCUACCAGUUUUGCUGUGGAUAAACAAAUUAGGCAAUUCCAAAAAUGUAUACACCAAAUGUAUCACUUUAAAGCUGCACCAAGUUACUUUGGACAGUCUGCCCCCAGCUUGUUUCCAUAAAGAUGUUAUUACUUGCCUUGGAAUGUUUCCCAGCAUAAAUCUUAUAUGUAUCUAUAGAAACAAACAAGACAACACCAGCCCCAGUCACAAUCCAGAA